UGUGUGUGUCGCCCUAAUCACGCCGCUCGUCAACACUCGUUACAACCGCGACACACAAGCGCUCCUCGCACACACGCAGCCAUCCUUGCGUGCGAGACACACUUGGUGCGUUAGCCUGCUAGCUAACGAGCUAACGAGCUAACGGACGUCUGGACCAAGCGGCGUCGCGUCGGUUUCACCCGGGUCCCCCCCCCCCCUUUUUCCUCGUGAUGUUCACGGGUCUCCACCGUUGAGGUACCGGGAUUAUCUGCUUCUGCUCCCCCCGCUCCUCGGCUGACCGGGAGCCGCCAUGGAGUGCCGCGUGCUGUCCAUACAGAGCCAUGUAGUCCGGGGAUAUGUGGGCAACAAGAGCGCAUCGUUCCCGUUACAGGUUUUAGGGUUCGAAGUGGACUCCAUUAACUCUGUCCAGUUCUCCAACCACACAGGUUAUUCUCAUUGGAAAGGUCAGGUGUUGACGGCAGAUGAGCUUCAUGUUCUUUAUGAGGGAAUCAAGCUGAACAACGUGCACCACUAUGACUACGUUUUAACUGGGUACACCAGAGACACGUCCUUCUUGGAGAUGGUGGUGGACAUUGUUCAGGAGUUAAAGCGAGCCAACCCCAACCUGGUGUACGUAUGUGACCCUGUCCUCGGUGAUCACGGAUCUAUGUACGUUCCCCAGAAUCUGUAUCCGGUCUAUAAGAACAAGGUGGUUCCUGUCGCCGACAUUAUUACCCCCAACCAGUUUGAGGCAGAAUUACUGACGGGGAAAAACAUCAGCACAGAGAAAGAUGCUGUGGAGGUCAUGGACCUUCUUCAUGCUAUGGGCCCGGACACGGUGGUCAUCACCUCGUCUGAUCUGCCCUCCAGGCUGGGAGACCGCUUCCUGGUGUCGCUGGGCAGCCAGCGUAAGGUUCGUCCAGACGGCAGCAAGACAACACAGAGAGUUCGAAUAGAAGUUCCCAAAGUGGACGCCGUUUUCGUAGGAACCGGAGAUUUGUUUGCGGCAAUGCUCCUAGCGUGGACACACCACUACCCUAAUGACCUCAAGAUGGCCUGUGAGAAGACGUUUUCAGUGAUGCACCAUGUUAUCCAGAGGACCAUAUCUUAUGCUCACGAGCUAGCCGGUCCUGGUCGGAAGCCCAGUCCGCCCCAGCUGGAGCUGAGGAUGGUUCAGAGUAAAGCUGACAUAGAAGACCCUGCUAUAGUGACUGAGGCCAAGGUCAUAUCCUAACAUUACCCGCCCAUAAGACUCAUACUAACCUUGUGCUCUUCACCCAUGAAUCUCUCAAAUCCUAUAUCUCGGUAAAUCUCUCAUCACUGUAAAACCUUGACUGUCAAAUUCCCAACUUCAACACGUCAUCAUCCAGACUCCUGAAACCCCUUAGUAUUGUAACCCCUUUAGUCCUUUCCCCUUAAAACCUUUACCCCUUGAACUCCUCGGUGUCCGAACCCCUUAAACCCGUAGCUCCGACAACCCCGAACCCGAACUGUUUUUAGAACCGGAGCCAUGGAUAAACAGAAGGUUUGGUCAGGUUGGGCCGUGAUGGCGUCUUCUUGAAACAGGGUAUGUGAGUGGAAUGCACAGCUGCUACUUUAUGGAAAGCUUUAGGCUUUAAUUGUCGUUUCUUACUCCAGGAUAUCACUUAAUUAUAUUCACAUGUUCUAUAGCAAUGGUUAAUAAAAAAAGUGUCUCUUUAGAGAUAAUUAGCGAUGAGAAAGUCCAUCAUAGAUAUCGAUAAGGGAGAUUUCUUAUAGCAAAUGUUGAGAAGUUGUAUGUAGUUAAUGAAAAUUAAGUAAAAUAAAAUAGGAAUUAAGAAAUAUGGAAAUAGACUGAGAGGUAAAGUGGUUUACCCACUGUCAAUUUAAAAUGAAAACAUCAGCACUUAUUGUGAUACUAGUUGAGACAGGGUUUCCUCUGGGUUUUAAAAAUCAGUAAUCUGGAUUUUAAGCCUUUGAAAACAUUUUAAAAUAUCACACACUAGGUUUUAAAUGCGUUCGGGUAAGUUUUAUUUAGUUAUUUUAAAAUGUAUUUUGUUGGCAGCAUGCAUAGUUGUGACGUCUCUGUGUGUUGUGAUUCUGGGACUCUGACAUUCCUUCAUAUCUGUCGUACUUGAAAUAUGUCUUGUAACUUUAAUUUAAACCCUAGAAAUAUACCACACACGGUUUUAUUAUGUCUUUGUUUUUUAAAGAAUAUUUCUCAAGAGGUUCUGACAUAGUGGAAAUUAUGUGAAGUUUCUUUUGGAGACAAAAAAAAACCUCAAGUUGAUCCAGAACAGAAAGUGAAUUGAUUCCAGCUCCUGAAUAUUUCAGGAUGUAAAAACACUGCCUCUAGAUCCCUGUUACUUCAUGGCUCUGUUACUGCCUCUCCACUCACACACUCGUUGUGUUACUGACGGUGUUGCUCCCCAGCGACGCUCCUCCACACCAGUUGCUAGGUUUGCACUGGUUCUACUGUUACAUGACCAGACUCUGUUUGUCUAUGGCUCCGCCCACAGCUGUCCCCGCCCCCUCCCUGUCUUACAGCAGUGAUGUAAUGUGACCAAGUCUAACCCCCCGACCCCUUGACAAUAAUAACAAAGGAAAAAAAAACGCACAAUGUAUAGUUGAUGUAUAGAUGUUGUACCAUAACUGUAUUGGACCAUCUGUAUGAUAUCUUCUAUCUGAUCUGUGUAUUGGACCAUAGUGUUGAUGCUACUGUACUAUAGACCACACACACUACAAUAUCACCCCAACCAGGGACGACGGGGGGGGGUUCUGGCACCCGAGCGGCUCCUGUGGCUCCAGAUGUUCUCACUUGUUAGUAAUAAGUAACUGUCUGAUUAUCAUAGUAAAUAGUUGAAACUCUCUCAUCUCAACAAAAAGAAAAAUGGUCGACUUGGAGCCUCUCAGAGCCGCCGCUUCCCCCCCCCCUGGCUGAUUUCUAUUCGCAGUGCAUUGUUAGACUGAUCAGAAAUCUGCCGCCUCGGUGCCAGAACCAACCCACAUCACGCCGGGCGGUUCCCGGCUCAGCUUUGGCCCAGAACCCUAUAUCUCAGAGUUGUGCCACUGAAAUGACUGGAGGCCUCGAGACGUAGUAGAAGGAGACUUCCCCCACGUCCAGUAGCAGCUCCGCUAACCUUUUGUCGUGGACAUUUUUAUUUACUUUUGCUUCACUUCACACUCCACUGUGAACGGGAAGAUGAUGGUUUAUAUAUAAUAUAUAAGAUUAAAGAUCCAAUGUUACAUCUGGGUAAACUGGGGCCUGUUUGAAGUGACUGUUAGAAAAAUAUUGAACAUGUUUUAUCUUCAGCUGAUGAUUAUUCACUUUCGUUUAAUUAAAGCAGGAUUUUGUCUAUAAAUUAUAUAUUUUAAAUUAUAACAUCACUAUUUACCCAAGCCUAAGGUAACUUAAAAAUGAUCAAAUGUUUUUCCAAAUGAAAAAUAAUUUAUUUUUAUCAUUAAAGCAAAUGUUUGUGAUCUAACUUUCCCAGUAAAAUCUGAACAUGUUUGAAUACUGUGAUUAAAGUUUUGAUUUCAGAAAGUCAAACUUUGCACAGUGUUCUCCGUCACUGACCCAGAAGCAAACUAUUUUCUAAAUGACUUGAAGCAGAUGUGUCGUCUUCCCCUGUUGAUUUGACUCAGCUUUAUAAUGAUGCUGGUCCCAAUGAUCUUACGUUGAAUGAAUGAUAAAUUCUAAAUGACCAUCAUCUUCUGUUUCCCACUGUGGAGUGUGACUGGGAACGAUGUGACGAGAACACGACUUGCGACGGUGGUAAUGAGCCGGUUUCAAACCAACGACGUUGCAAGAACUUGGCAUGUGCCUUAGCCCGCUGAGCUACCAGGGCACCACAGCAAAUGAGAUUUUAAUGAAAUUUUAACAUAUUGAAGUUGCCUCAGAAUCUUUAUUUCUUCUCUGAUUUCCUCCCUCGCUGUUUCCUGAUUUGAAUGUUUGGUAAACUUUUAACGACAGGAAACCGACAACAACAAUUCCGGCUGACUCUGCUCAGCAGCAACACACGCAUGGAAACCAAAUAACUGGAGGCUUAAAAAGAAAAAUAUGAAAAAUUCCAGACGCCGUCAGUGUCUCACCUGAGCUUGAUGUAAGGUUCUGGGCAGGCCAGUGUAAUUCUGUACUGCUGUUGUUACUCUAUGGACUGUACUGUGAUACUGCCUUAGGAACCGAACAUCAUAACAUCACAAUACUGCUCACUUAGGGAAAGAGAGGGGGGGGGGAGGAAGGUAGGAAGGAAACGUUAGAUGUCUUCAAUGUACACGUCCUUUUGAUUGACAGCACAUUUCUGUCCUGCAGAGCAAGAAACGAGACGACAUAUACUCAGAUCUUCUGUUUGAAUCUAUAGUAAUGAUGUUCUUUCAUUCUCAAUUGAGAGGAUUUGAUUAUUUAUUCAAUUUACAAACCAAGACAACAAUUCAAAUCCCAAAGAAAUUCAAUUUGUGACUAGAAUGGUUUUCAUUUGAGCUCAUUUCCUGCCAGAAACCAAAUUUGAAUUCUCUAGAUCCAGAAGUUUUCCAAAAGAGCUCUGAAUUAUUCUCUGAGAAAUCAACAAAACAAAUCCCUGAAUCCACAACACGAUCCAGAUAGAGACCAACAUUUGAUUUGAACUUCCUUGACUCAUGUCCUUACACAGAUUAUCAUUACGUCCUCGGCAGAAGUUAUAAUAUAAAACACGGAGAAGCAGGAAAUUUUCAGUUUUCUUGAUAAAUGAAAGAUAGGGUUAUAUUAUUCAUUUUCUGGAAAUCUUCUGGAGUGUAAAGAUGCGAGUAAAAGUAAAAUGCAGUCUAAUUCUUGAAAUUGUCCAUAUUGAUUUUCGUACUCGUACAGUUCUAUUGUACCACUGUAGCCCUGAUGGUCAUUUCAGUAAUUCAGUAAUUCUCGGCCAAUCAGCUUUCAGCUCUGCUAUAAUUGACAUGUGCACUAUCCAAUCCUCUGCUUCCUGCUAACAGACCAGUCAGCUGUACGAUCGGGUCAAAGUGUGUCUACCUGUCGUGUCCGUACGAGAGUGUGUGUGUGCGUGUAAGUGUGUGCGUGUUUAUAGAUAAAUAUAUAUAUAUAUAGAUGUCUUAUGGUCACAGGGUUUUUUGUGUGUGUAUGUGUGCGCAUCUGAAAUGAAAGAGAAGGGUUUUAAAAAAUGAAAACUUAAAAAAAAGAUAGUGUAGAAGAGGAGGUGGGGUUUGUUCAGGAGGACAAUCGUUGUGUGAUGAUGCAAAGUGUUGCAUCACUUCUCUCCUCUCUGAUAAACCAGUAGAGGACUGUCACUGCCCGGGACUGGUUGAAACUGGGACGUUCCUUGACGCCUCAUGUCUCCUUGUUCUCUUCCUCCCUCUUCCACCUAUGGGCAGAGGUCAGAAAACCUCUGCCCACCGCUAGUUGUUGUGUUGCUAGUUUUAUCCUCGCAGUGUGUGUGUGUAUGUGUGUUGUGUGUUACACCUCAUCUCUCUGCUCAAUCUGUUCCCGAGCUGGUCACAACAACCUGCCGAAUCUCUUUCUGCUUCCAUGAACUCUUCCUACAUCCUCCCUGCUGCUCUCCUCUUCAUCUGUUCAUCUGUUCAACAUCUGGAUUGAGCUGCACCAGCUCUCUUGUACAGACUUGACUAAAUUCUGAGUGGUAACUAGUUAUGGGGGCAUUGAAUAGCCGAAGUUUGUGAGCUGCUGGUAAACUGUUAAUUUCAGCCUCUUAAACCCGCUAAAUUAAAGGGAGGAGGUGAAAGCUGCGGCGGUGGGAUGGUAAUUCUCAUAGGGAUGAGCAGUUCUGAUAAAAACACUCGUCUAACUUAUUCUAUAAUAAGAAUAUUGGUAAUUUAAGCCUUAAGAUUUGUGUUAUUUGGCUAAACUGUGUAAUCAAUGUUGAAAAUGUAACUCUCCAGCUUCAAGUCUCUACUCAAGUUUAGUUUAAAGUUUUUUAUCCUUUGCCAUCAGGCCCUGCGUCUCUGUUUGUAGUUUACGUGGUUACAAGUGAGGCAGACUUCCCAUGGGGCUUUGCUUUGACACUCGCCGCUAUUCACUCUCCUGCCCAUCCCCCCAUCCUAUUCCCCCUCCUCUUUUCAGCUGUUCUUUUAGACCCUCCCCUCAUCCACGCUAAACGAUAAAACGUCUGCCAUUAAAAAACUGCAGCCGCCCGACUGCCCUUCUCCGACCGUGGUCCUCCUCUCUCUUCCCGAUCGACGCUCCCAUCUCCGCCAUCUUGUUUUUCUGUUCUUGGUGGCCAAAACAAAAAACAAAAAACAAAACGAGGAAAUGUACUAAUCAUUGUUUGGUAACUGUUUCUAGUGCUAUGUUUUUGGAGCGUUACGAGUAUUUUCUAACAUGUUACAAUAAAAGAUUGUAGUGUACAAAUUCACGUUUAUAAAAUAUAUAUAUAGAUAUAUAUGAGAAAUGUAUGUUCUAAUGCAAUAAAGAGAGAUUAAGAACUA
Platichthys flesus (European flounder) is the source of this 6390-nucleotide messenger RNA. It is a transcript of the gene pdxkb, whose product is annotated as pyridoxal (pyridoxine, vitamin B6) kinase b. The transcript is spliced from 11 exons. The record is from RefSeq and is a predicted model, not a curated record. Gene Ontology annotation, biological process: pyridoxal 5'-phosphate salvage. NCBI's taxonomy places the organism in Eukaryota, Metazoa, Chordata, Actinopteri, Pleuronectiformes, Pleuronectidae. Bases 290 to 1213 code for a protein of 307 amino acids. Gene Ontology annotation, molecular function: pyridoxal kinase activity. Gene Ontology annotation, cellular component: cytosol.